This is a messenger RNA of Exophiala aquamarina CBS 119918, 1500 nucleotides long. RefSeq lists its product as uncharacterized. The record is from RefSeq and is a predicted model, not a curated record. Gene Ontology annotation, molecular function: zinc ion binding; SUMO ligase activity. Gene Ontology annotation, biological process: protein sumoylation; double-strand break repair via homologous recombination. The transcript has a single exon. Bases 1 to 1500 code for a protein of 499 amino acids. Lineage: Eukaryota; Fungi; Ascomycota; Eurotiomycetes; Chaetothyriales; Herpotrichiellaceae. Gene Ontology annotation, cellular component: Smc5-Smc6 complex; nucleus.
AUGUCCGUCGCUUCAAGGCGGAUUCGCGAUUCUCGCUCUCAACAUGUGUCAUCUCCAGUACCAUCCGCGACCCCUUUCGUGCCACAAGCACUUGAGCUUCCUCUCAGUGCAACGGCACAGACUGCCUUGUCUCAACUCUUCCAAACCCAUGCCAAAUCCACUAAACUCUCUGAUAACCUCACUCUUGCUAUCGAGCAAAUAACUCAAACCACUGGAGAUUUGAAUGACGUUGCGUACGAGAAGAGGAUCAGAUAUGACAAGGCCUCAUCCCGCCGGCGUGCGAAUGAAGAAGAUUCCGAUCAAGAGGAGCGGGAUGUACAUACUUCCUUUCAGAGCAAGGUUCAGGAGUUGACUAAAAAGAUGGAUUUGAGCAUUCGCUCUGUGAUUGACGAUCAGAUCUGGCUGGAAGAUUUCCCAGAUGCCGCAAAAACGGUUAUUGCAGCAAGCGAGGAACCAAGCAGUCAGCAUCGGGAACAGGAUAAUCAAAGCCCUACGCCAAUACAACCCACACAGCAUACGCAGGCCGGGCAAGGCGAGGAUCGAUCUCGAAUGGGAAACAGUGACGGGGACCCUGAGCACAACGCAAUCGACUCUCUCGAUACCUCUCAUUCCAACCAGAGAGUGACGCCUCAUGUUGUCCUACAAUCUCGCCUCCAAGACCAAUCUCGCGACUGGCAGUCUAAGUCUUUAACUGAGAGGUACGCAUCAAACAACGAGUACAGAGGCUGGAAGCGAAUAUGGUACGAUGCGAAUAAUCCUGGAGAGUCUGCACCACCAAUGCCAGACGGUAGCCUUUGGUUUGCUGCAGAAGAGGGGCGUGAAUUCGAAAUUGCAUCCCAGCGUGCUCCACACGCCGGUGAAGAUGGUGACUCCGACUCAGAUUUGGAAAUCGCUGCGGAAAAAGUCCGGUUGAAAUGUCCUAUAACUUUACUUCCAUACCAGAAUCCCGUCACCUCGGCAAAUUGUAACCACAGUUACGAACGAGAUGCAAUCCUCGAUAUGCUACGCACCAGCUCGGAUCAUGUUCCAUUCAAUACUGAACAACUAGCCGAAAUCAACCAACUCCGCAAGCAGCGUGAAAAGGACAGAAAGAGGCAAGAACUGGCAGCGCAGCAGGAAAAGCAGGUCAAAUGCCCGGAAUGUAGUGUUCCGCUCAGGAAAGGCGAUCUGAAACCAAACCCAGCCCUUCAGCGUCGGGUACAGCGGCAUUUGGCUGCGAAAGAAAGGGCGGAAGCAGCUACGAGUGACGUCGAUGGAAGCGAUGAGGACGGACUAGAUGAUGUGGUAAGAGGCACCCAGCGGCGACCCGUCGGAGUUGGCUCCAGCCCUCCAACCUCAGCGAGGCGCAGUUUCAAGAGCGUUAAAGCCGAAAAGAGGAAUUCAAUGGUGCCGCAGACACAACUCUCAACCAGUGAUACUCCGAGGGGUAUUGCAAGCAGAGGCAGGGUCUUGGACAUUGACGCUGAGGAUGAUGAUGAUGAUGAAGACGACGACGAAUGA